CCGCCGCCGUCGCCGCCGCCGCCGCCGCCGCCACUGCUGCUGCUGCAGCCGGAGCAUCCGGGAGCCGCCGCCGCCGCCGCUGCCACCGCUACCAAGCGCUGCUACUACCACUGCUGCCGCCUCUUCUAACAGGACUCUGACACCGGAGCGCGAGCGGCUGGUGCUGCCGGCUUGCUGCCCCUGUCCCCCACCCCACCCUCCCUCCCGUGACCUACCCACUCCUUGCAGCCCUCGCCUGCACCUUCCUCGACACCCAGGCGUCUCCGCAUCACCUGCUUGGGCAGCCUCCGGGCGGGCUCUGGGACUUGCCGCGAGCUCCGCGAGGAAGCAGGCAAGCUCCAAAGCCGGUGGCCGGCAGAUCGAGUGUCGGGGGCUGCACCACCAGCCGCAGAAAGAGAAGAAGAAACUACUUAGCCCACCGAACCCCUGUUCUGCGGGUGCUCUGCCACUGCCGCUUCUGCUGCCGGCAACCAGCUUCCGCGCGGGUUCGAACACCGCAGCUGCGGGAUCGUGGGUCCGGCGGGAGCCGGGAGGACGACCACAGCGGAGCCUUUGCACUGUGUGCUUCGCUCAAGCGGCAUCUCCUUGCCCCCUUCGAUCCUUCCCCAGACCCUUAGAGAAGGGACCAUGAUUUGGAAACGCAGCGCGGUUCUCCGCUUCUACAGUGUCUGCGGGCUCCUGUUACAAGCGGCUGCUUCAAAAAGUAAAGUCAAAGGCAGCCAAGGGCAGUUCCCACUAACGCAGAAUGUAACGGUUGUUGAAGGCGGAACUGCAAUUUUGACCUGCAGAGUUGAUCAAAAUGAUAACACCUCCCUCCAGUGGUCAAAUCCGGCUCAACAGACGCUGUACUUCGAUGACAAGAAAGCUUUAAGGGACAAUAGAAUCGAGCUGGUUCGCGCUUCCUGGCAUGAACUGAGCAUCAGUGUCAGUGAUGUGUCUCUGUCUGAUGAAGGACAGUACACCUGCUCCUUAUUUACAAUGCCUGUCAAAACUUCCAAGGCCUAUCUCACUGUUCUGGGAGUUCCGGAGAAGCCACAGAUUAGUGGAUUUUCAUCACCAGUCAUGGAGGGAGACCUGAUGCAGCUAACGUGUAAGACAUCUGGCAGUAAACCUGCAGCUGAUAUAAGAUGGUUCAAAAACGACAAAGAAAUUAAAGAUGUGAAGUACUUGAAAGAGGAGGACGCUAACCGAAAGACCUUCACCGUCAGCAGCACGCUGGAUUUCCGAGUGGACCGUAGUGAUGAUGGAGUGGCGGUCAUCUGCAGAGUAGACCAUGAGUCCCUCAAUGCCACCCCUCAGGUAGCCAUGCAGGUGCUAGAAAUACACUAUACACCAUCUGUUAAGAUUAUACCAUCCACUCCUUUUCCACAGGAAGGACAGGCAUUAACUUUGACUUGUGAAUCUAAAGGAAAACCACUGCCAGAGCCUGUUUUGUGGACAAAGGAUGGUGCAGAAUUACCAGAUCCUGAUCGAAUGGUCGUGAGUGGUAGGGAACUCAACAUUCUUUUCCUGAACAAAACAGACAAUGGCACGUAUCGAUGCGAAGCCACGAACACCAUCGGCCAAAGCAGCGCAGAAUAUGUCCUCAUUGUACAUGAUGUUCCCACCACUUUGCUUCCCACUACUAUCAUCCCCUCCCUUACCACUGCACCAGUAACAACCACUGUAGCCAUAACAACCAGCCCAAGCACAUCUGCAUCAAGCAGCAGCAGAAGAGAUCCCAAUUCUCUGGCUGGCCAGAAUGGCCCUGAUCAUGCUCUCAUAGGAGGAAUAGUGGCUGUAGUUGUGUUUGUCACACUGUGCUCCAUAUUUCUGCUUGGCCGAUAUCUGGCAAGACAUAAAGGAACAUAUCUAACAAAUGAAGCUAAAGGCGCGGAAGACGCACCAGAUGCCGACACCGCCAUUAUCAAUGCUGAAGGCAGCCAAGUCAACGCGGAAGAGAAAAAAGAGUAUUUCAUUUAAAAUUCGGGCCCCACGCUCUGAGUUUUACCUACCAGGCUGACUGCUGGAGAAAACUGGCAAUCAUCUUUCAGAAACCAUUCCAACCAUCCUCUACUACUUUUAUUAACACCCAUGCUGUACUGCUUUCAGUAGCCAGUGUGUACCAACAAUCAGCAGUUGAAAGCAUCAUCCUUUAAUUACUGUACCAUCCAUAAUGCAGGACAUUUCUUAUUGCCUAAAUUUUACACCAUUGCUCUUUUAACAUACAGUGCUUGAAUAUACAGCCUUAACAAUGUUAAUCAUCUCACUGGAUCAUGAUAUUGAGUUGUUUUUAUACAUUGAAGAAAUGUAUGCAGAGCUCCCAUCCCUAUAUUUGUUUUCCUUUAAGUCAUAGACUUUAUUGGUUUGCCAUUGGACAGUUUUCACAAGUCACAGGAUUAGGUAAUGGCCUAAUGUGCUUACGUUUAAUCAAAGAUUAGAGGUUUACAAACUAUGUUUUCUACUUGUCUAUCUUCAAAGAUAACAUGUUGUGGAAACAUAUGCCCUAGAAAACACAAACUGAAAACACUGUAGUGUAGUUUUGGGAAUGUUUGAGAUUAUACUGGUAAUACUGUAUCAAGUUGCUAUUUUAAAAUUUAGUGUUUGAUACAGGCACCAUGUGUAUGGAUUAUAAUCAUUACAUGACACCUAUAUUAUUAUAUAGAUCCUACCAUUAGGUUAUUGUAGUUUCAUUUACCAAUAAAUUAUUACAAACAUUUAACUGCUUUGGGAAUCAUAAAGAUUUCAUUCAUUUCUCUAUUUGAUUCUAUAAUUUAUUUGCUCCAUGAGGAUUCACCUGCCUAAACAAAACUGAAGUAGGGCACAAUUUUGAGACAUUUUAGUAUCUGUAUAUAGUGCAUAUAAUAAAUCCAAUUAAACAUUAUUUGAUACAUAUUUAACUUUUUUGGCUGUAGGUUAUUCAGUCAUAAGUACACAUUUUCUAAUGUCCAUUAUAUCCCUUUAGAUAUUACUUAAACUGAUAUUAUAAGUAGAUAACAUAUAUUAGUAUUUUUGUCUGUAUGUCCUAGCACUGUCAACAACAAAUUUUUCUAGUUCUUGUUAAUUUUUAUUUGUUAUACAAUGGAAGCACAAUGUUACAAGGAAAGGUAAUUUUAAGCUAACAACCAGUGCACAGCCUCAGGUUUUAAAUCACAACCACAGUUGAAUAAUAACCUAAAAAUAAACUCUUAGUUUGAUUUAAAAAAAAAAAACUUAUAUAUUUUAAUUUGGCAGUUUCAGGGCUGCUUAACUAUGUUGAUUUGCCAAAAAGGAAGUGUUUAGGAUAUGUUUUCUGUAUAAAUGAACUAAUUCUUUAUAUUAAAUUCCUGUCUAUGCAUUCUGUGAGGUACAAACUUAUGAAACAGUUGAGCGAUAGAAAACCCCUGCCAUGCUUUUAACUCCAAGGUGAAAGUCUCUUUCUCUGAACUAUUUGGAAAUUUUGGUGUAUUCAACUACUAUGAAAUUCUGUAACCUUAACUAUGACACAGAGUCGAUAUAAAGUCUUACUAUGUUGGGUGAAAUAUAAUAUUUCUAGAAUAGUUUUCAUUAAAUAUAUCAGCAGCUAAAGAGUAAAAUCCAGUUAGAUUAAAAAUUAUUUUCGCAUUUACAAGCACUGCACCUUUAAGAAGAAGACAAAUAUUACAAUAUGGUAGUCGUACUUGUGAUAUCUGAUAGCAUGAUGGCCUAGAGUUUUAACAAUACCUUGGAAUUUAUUUGGGGGGGGGAACAAGAAUGAAUACAACAUUCGGUGUUAGUAUCAAAUGGAGGACAAGGGUGCUGUAUAUUAGAUUAUUUAUCAGAAAAGUAUCGGACUUUUAAGGAAAAUGUUAGAAAUUUUAAGUUUUUUUUAAUUGUGUAGCAUUUAUCUUGUUGAUUUCUUACAAAAGAAAAAAGGACGAUGUCAGUCAAGCAGCACUUUUACAAAAUAUACAGAACAUAAAUAAUACGAUGUGGUUGAGUGUUAACAUAAUAAAUCAUAUACAGUAUGACAUUUUAAGGAAAUAAGUCUGCAUUGAUGUGAUUGCAUGCUUGUUUUUACAGUUCACUCCAUACCAUCUGUGGAAAAAUGCAAUAAUAUGUUAAUAUAGUAUGGUAGUUUGAGAGAAUCAGGUAGGUGCCUCUAGACACAUUGAAACUAGAAUAGGUCUAUAAACUGCUCAUAUCUUUCAAUGCAUAAUCUUUAGAAAGACUCCACACAGCAAAAUUCAUCCUGUUAGUACAAAAUGGAAAGGUUCUUAUUGCUAAGUAUGUUGUAUAACUGCAUCAUCAAUUACUAUUUAAAGCCUAAUUUCAGGAUACAUUUGCAAAAUUGCUACUCUUCAUCGAUGCUGUAUUUACAUCCUUCUUCAUCUAUAUUCUACUUGGCUCCAACUGCUAAAAUUGUUACCUAAAUAACACAAUCAUUAUUUAUAGCACUGUAAAAUUAGAAAUCCAAAAUUGUUUGCCUUUCAAGACAUUUGACUCUUUUAACCCUUCCAAGAAAUAAAUCCAUUAGAACUUGUAAAAAGAAAACCACUGGCAGAUAAAAAUUGAUGGGCUCUAAUCAAAUGGUUUUCCACUAAACAUAGCUAGGUUUGAUUGAAUAUCAUUUCCUAUUAUGGGAAAAAGUGAUGAAGUUACACUUUUCUGUAUUGAAAGGUCAUUUGGUUUUUCACUAAAGGAAAUAAGUUACAAGAAUUCUGGGCAUUCCCCCA
Peromyscus leucopus (white-footed mouse) is the source of this 4673-nucleotide messenger RNA. It is a transcript of the gene Cadm2, whose product is annotated as cell adhesion molecule 2. Lineage: Eukaryota; Metazoa; Chordata; Mammalia; Rodentia; Cricetidae. The transcript is spliced from 11 exons. The record is from RefSeq and is a predicted model, not a curated record. Bases 628 to 1962 code for a protein of 444 amino acids.